Messenger RNA from Gopherus flavomarginatus (Mexican gopher tortoise), 4274 nucleotides. RefSeq names its product zinc finger protein 883-like. The transcript is spliced from 7 exons. Gene Ontology annotation, molecular function: RNA polymerase II cis-regulatory region sequence-specific DNA binding; DNA-binding transcription factor activity. Bases 246 to 2141 code for a protein of 631 amino acids. Lineage: Eukaryota; Metazoa; Chordata; Testudines; Testudinidae. The record is from RefSeq and is a predicted model, not a curated record. Gene Ontology annotation, biological process: regulation of transcription by RNA polymerase II.
CCCCUGGGGCAGCCCCGGGCUUUGCCGACACCAGCCCCUGAGCCGGAGCCUGCAGAUAACUAAGCUGGAAUCAUACAGGAUUACAGCCAGGGUAUGUAGCGAGUUGCCAUCAGAAGCAGAGCUAUCUGAGCCAGAAUUGCAAGAUGAGGAAAACAGUGGUGUCACGGAGAUAGCUGGGAGUGCUGGUGGCAUAGGGUCUGAGUAGAGAGUCCGCAUAUCCAGACAGUCCUUCAGUGAAGGUGCCAAUGCCUGAGAUGAUGGGGCGUCCAGGAUUUCCCAGGUUGUGUCAUUUCCUUGAGAGACGGGGAAAGAAAAGGGCUGGAGCGGAGCUGGUGACCUUUGAGGAUGUGGCUGUGUAUUUCACAAAGGAAGAGUGGGCUUUGCUGGACCUGGGUCAGAGAGCCCUCUAUAGGGACGUCAUGCAGGAGAAUUAUGAGACUGUGACCUCACUGGGAUUUCCAAUUUCCAAACCUCACGUGAUCUCCCGGCUGGAACUAGGAGAGGAGCCUUGGGUCCCUGAUCUCCAGGCUUACGAGGAAAGGGAGAUCCUGAAAGAUGUCCACAUGGGGACUGACUCCUGUCCGGAUUCUCUCUCUAUUCCAGCAGAUGAGGAGACGAUGAACGAGAACCAGGAGGAGAACCCUCAGCAGGAAGGUUCUGAACAACUGGAGCCACAUGGGAUGGCAUUGGGAAGAGCCGAAGGAGAUGUUUCCCAGAGUCCUGAGUGGGGAGAAGUCCGUAAGAGUCAGCACCGGCCAGAGAGACAGCAGGGAAACCACCAAGAGGAGAGAUGGGAUAAAUCCAUGCAGAGGAUCAGAGGAGCCAGAAAAAUCAAAGAAUCUGCUCACCAGAGAGUUCUCACAGAAGAGACACCUCACAUAUGCGGUGACUGUGGGAAAAGUUUCCCUUGGAAAUCAUUUCUUAUUAUUCACCAGAGAAUCCACACUGGAGAAAAACCUUAUAAGUGUCCUGACUGCGAGAAAAGCUUCAGCCAGCGCUCAAACCUCACCAAACAUCAGAGAGUCCACACAGGAGGGAAGCCUUAUAAAUGUCUCGAAUGUGGAAAAAGCUUCAGUUGUAGCUCAACCCUCACUGCACACCAGGUAAUCCACAUGGGAGAGAGACCCUAUAAAUGCCAUGAGUGUGGAAAAAGCUUCAGUGAUAGAUCCACCUUCAGUACGCACCAGAGAAUCCACACGGGGGAGAGACCCUAUAAAUGCCUGACCUGUGGGAAAAGUUUCAGGGAUCGGUCAACCUUUAAUAAACACCAAAGAAUCCACACUGGAGAGAAACCACAUAAAUGCCCCAAGUGCGGGAAAAGUUUCCGUCAGCUCACGCAACUUGUUAGGCACCAGAGACUCAACACAGGAGAAAAACCUUACAAAUGCCUGACGUGUGGGAAAAGCUUUCGGGAUAGAUCCACCUGUAAUGAACAUCAGAGAAUCCACACGGGAGAAAAACCUUAUGAAUGCCCUGAGUGUGGUAAAAAUUUCCGGUACAGCUCAGCCUUUAUUAGACACCAAAGAACCCACACGGGAGAAAAACCCUAUAACUGCCCUGACUGCGAGAAAAGCUUCAGACGGAGCUCGACCCUUAUUGAACAUCAGAGAAUCCACAGUGGAGAGAAGCCUUAUAAAUGUCCUGACUGUGAAAAAAGCUUUCGUUGGAGCUCAAACCUCACUACACAUCAGAGAUUCCAUACAGGAGAGAGACCCUAUAAGUGUCCUGAGUGUGAGAAAAGCUUCUUUUGCAGCUCAGACCUCGCAAAACACCAGAGAACCCACAGUGGAGAGAAGCCCCAUAAGUGCCCCGACUGUGAGAAAUGUUUCAGAAGCAGGUCAGAACUCACUCAGCACCAGAGAACCCAUACGGGAGAGAGACCCUACAGAUGCACUGUAUGUGGGAAAAGCUUCCCUCAAAGCUCACAGCUUCUGCUACACCACAGAAUCCACACGGGAGAGAGACCCUAUAACUGCCCCAACUGCGGGAAAAGCUUCAGUUGGAAAUCAAACCUUAUGAAUCAUCAGAGAAUCCACACAGGGGAGAGACCCUAUAAUUGCCACGACUGUGAGAAAUGCUUUAAUCAGAGCUCAAACCUUAACAAACACCAGAGAAUGCACAGAGGACAAAAGCACUGGUAAUGUCAUACUAGGGAUGAGCCAAGUGAAUAACACCUUUGUGAUUCCCAUCAAUCUGAGAGGCUGGACUGGCCAUCUAACAAGAACAUGCAACAGUUAUUAAAGCAGAGAAUGAAACCACAUUCCUGGAACAGAGCCAUGUGGAGCAAGAGGCUGAGAUAAGAUUCACACAUUGUGAUGGGGUUUGAUUACAACUUCUCAAGAAGUUCUGAACAUCUUCUGUUUGGCUCUUACAGUUUAGUUUGGUGCUAGUAAUUUUAUAAGCUCUAUAUUAUUGUUUAUUCUUGAUUGUGGAUAUGGGCCUAAAACACUAAGGAACUUAGGCGUUUUGACACCGAGUGUUGCAACACAUAACUCUGAGUUGCCUAGAAAAUCACAGGAACAACAAUGGGAUCCGCAAAGUCUGAAUUAGGUGCCCAGGCUUUUUAUGCAAUUAAUGGAGAGAGGUGCAUGCCUUAGAAUACGAUCUUCAAAAUACCAGUCAAUGGGAGAUGCUGACUGGAGUGGAGGGGAGGGUAUCUUAAGCCCUGCCUCUGUCAUGGAGAAAGGUGCCUAUGUCCAAUCUUCAGGGAGACGCCAAUCUCUGCUUACAAUUCACAAAUCAGGGAUGAAAGGCACUCCUCUGGCUAUGGGCCCACAUUUGCUAGGAGUGUUCAGAGGCUACCUAACUCCCCUCAGAACAAUCUAACUGGGGGAAGAGGAGGUUUUACCUUUACCUUUAGCCCAGUGGUUAGGGCACUUACCCAGGAGGGGAGAGACCCAGCUAAAGUCUGCCUGAUCAGAAGAAGGGAUUUGCUACCUCGUGGUGAGUGCCUAGUUACUGAGCUAUGGGAUAUUCUGAUGGGUGGCGGAGUGCCCCUCAGUCUACCCUGUGGAAGCUGUUCCAUUGUGCAAAAAUACUAAAAGACUCUUUGGACCAAAGACAGACUGAAAAUGAUGUUAUAGUCCUUUGAGUAGGACACCCACCAGCAAGGUGGGAGACCCAGGGUCCAGUCCCUUGCUCCACUGAUGCUUUCAGUAUCUAUUCACAGGGCACUGUCCUGUGAGAUAGUCAAUUCCUGUUCAAAUCCCUUCUCCUCAUCAGGCAGAGGAGGGAACACUUCAAGUGUGUAUGAGGGGGGUGUCACCCACAUCCUUUUUGAGCACCCUAACCACUGGCUGAAAAUUAUGAGGGAGGGCCAUCUCCUUUCACCCUCCCACAGCCUCUCAGCUGUUUUGUGUGGAGCUUGGUGCCUCUGAACAUGCCUACCAGAUUGAGCCUCUGCCUACCUUCCCCUUAUUUGUGAGUUGUGCUGUGGCUUAGGGGAGAGGCUAGGGCUUGGGGGCCUAGAAUGAGGCAGCUGCAUGCACACCCAGGAACAUAGGCAUCUAGAGUAUUUUUACUGCAAAAACGUAGGUGCCAAGUGAGGUUAAGAGCCUACAGCGAUAGAUGGCACCUGAGUGGGAGUAUUGCAAUCACAGGGGUGCCUAGAAAGGUGCCUAAGAACCUUUGUGAAUCCUCCCUCCCUCCCUUACUUAGUACAGUGGAUACAUACAGAUGAAGAGAUGGGCUCAGUUAGAUUGUCAAUGUGACAUCCUGACUUAGCUCUGGGCACUGAGCCAGGACAAUGGUUUAUUUGUGACUUUCUUGCUUCGAACCAGAAAGUUGGGGUUGGUUCUGCUUUGAGCAGGGUAUUGGACUACAUGACCUUGUGAAGUCUCUUCCAAUUCUAAUCUUCUAUGAUUCUGGAAGAAUGGGGUGGAUCUGAGUCUCAGGGUGUGAAAAUGGGCAUUUGUGGAGGUAGGGCCUCCAAGAAAGUCUCUUAUGGGUCUGUUUUAUACUGUAUAAACUAUCAAGUGUUAUUACACUGGGGUUCUGUUUUUUAUUCUCAUCUGUUCCCAUCCACUCAUAGAUCUGGAGGGUUUAACUAGAUGUCUGAGUUACUGACUAUUACCAGUAGUGUUACACAAUUCCUUUGUCAUGGAUCUGCAGUUUCCCAUUUUGAUACAUGUAUCCUCUACAAAGUCCUCUAUGACUGCAUUCCACAGAAUUCAUAGUUAAUCUGAUUACAUGUAGAAUUCAGGUUCAGUGAAUACACUGUAGUUCCACUGUUAUUAGCUUCUUAUUUCAUUUUUCUGAUGCAGACAUUUAGCAUA